UUGUUGGUAACAGUUGCUGCGGAUAUAUGGUCUGGGAGUGGCACCAAUAAUUGUUUAUUUUGGUUUAUUUUCAUUAUGGGAAAAUAAUUUAAAUACACAGUGUUUCAGAGGUGUGCUAGAGGUUUAUUAUUCACCGUACUGGAUAGGAAACAGAAUCUCAAGAUGCCUGCGAUCAAAGAUUCGAACAUCGUCAAGAUUGCCGUCGAGAUGACCAAUCAAGUGCCAAAUCUGACGGAAUUCAAUCAAAAACAACCACUCACCUGUAUAAUACAGGAGCUCUGCAACCAGUGGGGUCUUGCUGAACCUGAGCAGUAUGCACUUCAGUUCAAUGAUAACAACAAUAGAAACUACAUCACUGAGAAGAACAGGAAUGAGGUGAAGAAUGGGUCUGUCUUGAGGUUGGAGUUCUCUCCUCUGAAGACUGCUCAAGAUAUUUUGCAUAAGUUCACUGCAGGUUCUCCAGAGGAUAAAGCCAUGGCUAUACAGAAGUUGUCCAAGCUCAGUUCUGAUAUUACAUUUGCUUUGGAAUUCAUUAACAAGCAAGGUUUGACUCUGAUCAUUAAGCAGAUUGAGGCUGGCAACAGUAAAGGCACAGUACUGGCACACACAUUGCUCUCUUUUGUUGAGCUGAUGGAACAUGGGAUAGUUUCAUGGGAGAUUCUGGAUGUGGCAUUUAUCAACAGAGUUGCAGGUCUGGUGAACACAUCCCAGGAUGAGGAUAUCAAUCAAGCAGCUUUAUCAAUUCUGGAGAAUGUUGUUCUCAAUCAUAGCCAAGGCUAUGAGCAAGUAGAGAGAGAGGUUCCAGUUACAUCAUUGAUCACACAUUUGCAAGAAACGUCUGUGGUUCAGCAGAACACUGUUGCAUUGAUAAACGCAUUAUUGACAAAGGCUGAUUACGUUAAAAGGAAAUCGGUGGCGGCGACACUUAUUUCAAAGCAGCUGAGGGUUGUUAUACAAAAUAACAUAAUUCAAACUGGAGCCGCUGAAGGCGCCGAAAUGGCUCAUCAAUUGUACGUGCUGCAAACUUUAAUUUUGGGCUUGUUCGAACAGAGGAUGGUCACGAAAAUGGACCCUCAGGAUCAAGAUGGUCAUGACAAAAUUAAGGAGCUAAGGAAAAUAGCUUUUGACAGUGAAGGUGCUGGAAGCAUGAGGGGUCCAGGCGGUUUCACGAGGGACUACAAAAAGUUGGGCUUCAAGAAUGAUAUUAAUCCAGCUCUGGACUUUACGGAAACUCCGCCCGGUUUGUUGGCUCUCGAUUGUAUGGUGUAUUUUGCCAGGAAUCAUCCGGAUAAUUAUACAAAAUUGGUGUUGGAGAACAGCUGCAGAGCCGACGAACACGAAUGUCCCUUCGGCAGGGCCAGCGUUGAAUUGGUGAAAAUCUUAUGCGAAUUGUUGAAGAUCGGAGAACCGCCUGCAGAGCAAGGAGCCACUUUCCAACCGCUAUUCUUCGCUAACGAUUAUCCAUUCGAGGAGACUUUCUGCAUCUGCAUCGUUCUUCUAAAUAAGACAUGGAAGGAGAUGAGAGCAACUUCCGAGGAUUUCGGUAAGGUGGCUAGCGUUGUUAGGGAGCAAAUCAUAAGGGCGUUGCAGACUUCGCCUUUGUCGUUGGAGCAAUUAAGGCAGAGGUUGCAGUCGCUGACGUACAGCGAAAUUACUAGUCUAUGGCAGCAGGAGCGUACUUCUAGAGAGGAGUGGGAAUCUCAUGCGAGACCAAUCGUCGAGCUGAGGGAGCAAAUAACACCGGACAUACUCAAUUUGAUCACUCAACAGCGAUUGACGUACUUGGUGGAGGGAACGAGGUUUACGAAGUACUCGGCGCGCGGUCAACGAAUUAAAGAUAAAUUCUGGUUCAUGCGAUUGUCCCCGAACCAUAAGGUUCUUCAUUACGGUGAUUGCGAUGAGAAGAGCGCUCCCAGCGCUGAAGAGUUGGCUUCGAAACUGGCUGUCUCCGAUAUAAAGGCUUUGUACAUUGGAAAAGACUGUCCCCAUAUGAGGGGAAGGAAGGCUUCCCAUCAGCUCGCCUUCUCGUUGGCCUUGGAAGGAGUUGAUCUGAUGUCCUUAGAUUGUGUAGCUCCGGAUGAACUCGCUUUCGCUUAUUGGACUGAUGGCAUUAAUGGACUGUUGGGGAAUAAAAUGCAAAGCAAAGAGACUGAAAAGGAUUUGGAUACGCUUCUCUCGAUGGAAAUAAAGCUGCGUCUUUUAGAUGCGGAAGGUGUGACCAUACCGCAGGAUCCACCCAUCAUUCCUCCAGAUCCUCCACAUUACAGCUUUUAUUACGAGUUACAGUAGCUAUUUUAACCAAAAAUAUCAUAUCCAGUCACAAUUAUCAACGUUUUUAAUAGUAUCUAUUAUUAUUAUUAUUGUUUAAGUACAAACAUAU
Messenger RNA from Nicrophorus vespilloides, 2380 nucleotides. RefSeq names its product engulfment and cell motility protein 1 (gene Ced-12). Gene Ontology annotation, biological process: cell motility; actin filament organization. The coding region runs from base 163 to 2289 and encodes 708 amino acids. The record is from RefSeq and is a predicted model, not a curated record. Gene Ontology annotation, cellular component: plasma membrane. The transcript is spliced from 2 exons. NCBI's taxonomy places the organism in Eukaryota, Metazoa, Arthropoda, Insecta, Coleoptera, Silphidae.